GGAGUUGGUCAAGUUAAAACCAAUAAAACUUUCACAAUAAACCAACGGUUUUCUUGAAUCGAGUACAUGUUGUACUAUUUUAUACAGACAAAUACACUUCUUUAUGUAUAUGUAAUGACUCUGGUGAAUAUAUUUCGCUUUCCUUUUAUCUGAAGAACUCCAAACUUCCCUCUUCCAGUUGGAAUUACGUGGCCCAUGACUCUUCCGCUAACAAACAGCGGGUUGUUGAAGAGAUAAGUUCCAAGUGGAUGGAGAACUUCAUCUUGUAUGAGGAGCUUGGGACAGGCAGCAGCUCUGUUGUCUAUAAAGGAAGAAGGAAGGGCCAUCUCAACUAUGUAGCCAUCAUCUGCGCUGACAAAGCCAAGAGACCUAAGAUCACUAACCAUGUACGUCUCAGCCAUGAUCUGGAUCAUCCGAACAUAGUAUGCUUCUAUGAAUGGUAUGAGACAAGUAACCACCUCUGGUUGGUCGUGGAGCUCUGCACAGGUGGUUCCCUGGAGUCUGUAAUUGGCCAUGAUGGAUGUCUGUCGGAAGAUGUGGUGAGGCGGUUUGGAUGGGACUUGGUCAAAGGACUGAAACACAUUCAUGAAUCUGGAAUCAUUUUCUCUGACUUGACCCCUGCUAAGAUCCUACUGGAUGGUAGUGGCAUUCUGAAGUUUGGUAACUUCUGUCUGUCCAAGGCAGAGGGAGAGACACUGAAUGAUUUCUUUACCUUGCUCUCUAUAUCUGAGGAGGCAGGGGAAGGAGAUAAAAUGAAGAAUUUGGACAAUAUGAGGAAAAAAUUACAAGGUUCUCCAACUUACAGCGCUCCAGAGGUUUUGCAGGGAUCAGAAACCAAUAUGAGCUCUGAUCUCUGGGCUAUAGGUUGCAUACUCUACUAUAUGUACACUGGCAAACCUCCAUUCUAUUCAGAUAGCUGCACUGAACUGACAGAGAUGAUUUUACAUCAGGAACCACCACCUCCCAGACAGACAGUGUUUUCAGCCAGUCCUCCCAGUGAGGACUUCCAGAAUCUUCUGAAGGGCUUGCUCAACAAAAACCCAGAUAAGAGGAUGGACUGGCCAGAGUUGCUGGACCACCCUUUCUGGACACAAGUACUAAAGGAGGAAGAGAGAAAAGAGGAAGAGGAGGGCGAACAAGGGGAUCAGGAGGAAACAAAUGGCUGUGAGGGGGUUGGUUCAUCUAGCUUGAGACACACAAGGAUCCCUGACCCUUUCCCUCCAGGACAGGCAGCUGAGCUUUCAAACAUCCACUCGGCAAUCACCCAGCCAGCCCAUAGGAUUUCUAAGAAAAUAAUCUCAUCACAGAUGACAACUGCAACAACUGACAGGCCAUCUGACAGAAGGACUGAUUGCCAACGAGCUGUCAGACACACAACCUGUGGAGCCUUCAGGAACAGCCAAGGCUUGGAUAGGGAGGUGGGAAAGGAGAGAGGAGGAGAGGGGGAGGCAAAGACAGAAGAUGAACCCAAGCUAACUGGGGCCCAGCAGAUAUGCCACACACUGCAGCCCAAUAAGUCAUUCACACUAGAUAACGUAUCAGAGUUCAGGCCAAAGAGUGGUGUGGAUGAGGACAACACUGAGGCCAUUUUUCUGCUCAGCUCCCGUGCCAACUCAAGGAGAAGCUGCAGUAUCUCAGACUCUCCAAACCAGACCCCUGCACCUCAGGCCAAUACUGCUACUGACAUCACAUCCUGUGUGAAGGCUCUUCUUCAUACCGACUCUGAUCUGACUGUCACCCCAAUCAUGGACAACCCCAAGAUACUUAAGAGUCCUCCUGUGCGAUUUGAUCCCAAAACCCUUUGUGUACCAGCAUAUUCAGUUGAGAAGCUGCAGUCCAUGAGUGAUGCAGAGUGGACUGUCUUCCUCUUACAGCUCCAUUCAUCUUUUGAAGAACAGAACCUCUCUGCUGCUCCUCCUUCCUCCACAGCCACUCGCUCCAGACUCAACCUGCUGUGCUACCUCUGCUGUGUGGUUGGACAUAAAGUUAUUGCUAACAGGCUGAUUAACUCAUCACUGCUUCCAGUAUUGACCCAGCAAUUACGACAAGCUCCUAACUGGGAUGUACGGAGCAAGGUUCUCAGAGUGAUGGGUCUACUGGCUCUGCACUGUACGGAACUUGGAGAGGACAGUCCUGUUUCUGAGGUGGUGUCCACAUUAACAGACCUGUUGAGAGAGAACCUGAGAAAUUGUAAAGUAAAGCAGUUCCUUCUGCCGCCACUCGGGGAGUUCCUCCACCUCAUCGCCUCUCAGGAGGAGAAGAGAGGCUCCCCAGAGGUACUGUGGUUCGUUCCCGCUGCCGCCUACACUGGCUUAAUGAGGAGCCUGCGGGAAGGGGAUGAUUCCAUAGUUCAUCACAUGGCUGCAAAAGCUAUAGAGAACAUCUCCACCACUGUCUCUGGCCCCUCCCACCACCUGGUUACCACAGAGAUAGGCUCCGCCCUGUGGUACCUGUUCACUCACUCCUCUGUGGAGGCUGUCAGGGUCACUGCCAUCUCCUCUCUUUCUCGGCUAACCCGGGUGGUCCCAGCAGUCUUCUCGGCAGUGAUUGACACCUGUGGCCCUGUGGCCAUCUUGGAGGGCUUGGGUGGAGCAGGGGCCAGGGUCCAGCAGCACCUGCUCACUGCUAUGGCUACUGCCCUAUUCACCUCACGUAUCCAAACGCACCGCGUCACACAGAGCAAGGAUUUGGUGUUGAAGGUGCUGCGCUGUCUAGAAAGUCCAUCCACAGUAACAAGAGCCAAAGCAUUACUACUACUACUGCUACUAAUACAGGACAACAGACACACACUACUUUACUGCUGUCAACACAGACUUGUGAUGUACCUGGAGAGAGACCUGCGCAAAGCCACUCCCCUCAGAGAGAACCCCAGCCAAUCAGGAUACCUGUCUCAGUGUCUGGAUUUACUGAUUGUAUAUCUGAGUAGCACUGCACCACUGAUACUGGAGGAUGUCUUAUGUGCAUUACGAGGUGUGAUCGGAAGGAGACACCCAUCUACAUCUCAGAGUAGACAGCUUAAACAAACUCUGCCUACAAUGUCUGCAGUGCUGGAACUCGUUUCAUCACAGGUCUUUAGAUCUCAAAUUGUAACUGAAGAGUUUCUAGCUCAAAUUGGAUUGCUGCUGAACUAUAUCACCUCUAUAGAGUCCAAUGAAACAAAUCUGACCAGUGCUUUGGGUGCAGCAGUAUGUGAGGAGUUGAUUAGGACAUCUCUGUCCAUUGUGGAAGUCCUGAGUCAGCACCAUGCUCUCACCACUCCACAUCAUAGUGCUGUUGUGGAUGCUAUCCUUCCUCCUCUGACAACACUGGCUUUCAGCAGAAAUGUGGAGUGGUCUGUGUUUGUUUUGAGGGUGCUGUCCGAACUCAGUCUUAUCCUGCUAGUCCAGGUGAGUGAUGGAACUGAGGAAGAUGAGGAAACAAAGGAAAAGAAAGAGAGAAGAGAGGAAGGAGGAAGACCAGCAGAAGGAAGCGAUGAUAGAAGCUCCUGUAGUCAAAUCUUAGCUCUCAUCACUAAAUCUCUGCUUCCAAGGUAUGAGUCUCUUCUUCGAGCAUCAGAGCCUAUCCCACUCUACGCACUCAAACUUCUGGUAUCGAUGACUGAACACAGCACGCAGAUCUGCAGGUUGAUCAAACACAGUAGGAUCCUACCAUCAGUCUUUCAACUCAUUAUGGCUAACAUUAGUAAUGUUACCAGUGGGAUGGUCCAGAAUGCAGUUGCCUUGCUGUGUAAUCUUAGUGGAGACACAGUCUUGGACCUGGAGCCACAAUACCAACAAGGCCUAAUAGAGGUGGUGGUGAGCACCCUCACGGAAGCUGCACUAGUCCAGCUGGAUGGAGAGGGGCAUGCUGUGAGGAAGGUCAGCCAUCUUGUGUUACAAGCCCUUCUGGAACUGCUUCACAACAUCCUAAAACAAACAUCUGUUGUUGUCCGCUCCGCACUGCAGAGCCAGAGGGUAUCUUGUCCAGCAGUAGUGAUGGAUGCAGCAGAGAAGCUGCUCCUGGAAAACCGACCCCUGAGCCAACUUAGCACACACCUCAUUCACAUGCUGUCGGCUGAAAACCAGGAGGUUUGGGAGGAAUCUAUUCAGUGUCUGUCCCUACUGGUCCAGCUGUAUGGAGGGGAGGGUUAUGACUGCCUGUCACCUUCCUGUUUGCAAAACUUUACACACGUGCUACGCACACACAUGCACAUCAGGACCCCCCGAAUCCAACGCACAACACUUAGGAUCAUCAAACGACUGGUGCAGACUACAGAGCGAUCUGACUGGUCAGAAUGUCCCGAAGGGGCGGGGCUAAUGAGUUUACUGCAGGAUAUAACUACAUCCAACAGGUGUCAUGCCGAUGUGGUUCCACUGGCUGCUGAAGUCCUCCAGGAGAUCUCUGGAUCCUAAAAAAGCUUUUAAUCGUCAAACCUUAAGUAAACCAGAACUAUUUCACAACUUAUGAUUGGUAGUCUGCUUUUUAGAAUUUCUCUCCGUCUUCAGGUAACCAUUCUCUGAAUAAUCAGCUAGAGCAUUGUUCUUUCAAAAUGUUGUCAGUUUUGAAAUAAAAUAUCUUUAGACAUUUGUUA
Molecule: messenger RNA, 4570 nt
Organism: Siniperca chuatsi (mandarin fish)
Lineage: Eukaryota; Metazoa; Chordata; Actinopteri; Centrarchiformes; Sinipercidae
Gene: ulk4
Product: unc-51 like kinase 4
Exons: 37
Coding region: 249-4391 (1380 amino acids)
Biological process (GO): protein phosphorylation
Molecular function (GO): ATP binding; protein kinase activity
Source: RefSeq, a predicted model, not a curated record